Scomber japonicus (chub mackerel) is the source of this 951-nucleotide messenger RNA. RefSeq lists its product as uncharacterized. The coding region runs from base 1 to 876 and encodes 291 amino acids. The transcript is spliced from 6 exons. Gene Ontology annotation, molecular function: protein binding. NCBI's taxonomy places the organism in Eukaryota, Metazoa, Chordata, Actinopteri, Scombriformes, Scombridae. The record is from RefSeq and is a predicted model, not a curated record.
AUGACUAUGUUUAUUCCUCUGCUGCUGUUGCUGAUCUGCUCUUUCUCCACGGCUCAGCUUCAAGAGGAGCCUGACAAUGAAAUGAUUCCACAUGGAAAACAGACUGAAUCCAGGGGAGGAGAACCAGCAAAUGCCUCUGAUCACCAACCAGCCUGUCCACAAGACAUUCAUGCUGUGCUGAGAGAGAUGAGCGCCUUGUUGGCUGAACAGAGGGUGGAGAUCAGGCAGCUACAGAGAGAUAAUGAAGCACAAAUGACUAUGGUGGUAGCACAGGCAGCAAAGCUGGAGGGGCAGAAGACUGUGAUGGACAACUUGAAGCAGGAGAUGAUUCACUUACAGAGAGACAAUGAAGCCCAGGUGAACAACUUGAAGCAGGAGAUCAGUCAAUUACAGAGAGAUAAUGAAGCACAGACAGCAACGCUGAUGACUGAAAUGGACAAUCUGAAGCAACAGCUACAAGCCAAACAGGUGGCUUUCUCUGCCUCUCUGUUGGCUUCAGGCGGAGGACAUGUUGGACCAUUUAACACACACACUCCUCUGGUCUUCAGACACGUCGUCACAAACAUUGGAAACGCCUACAACCCAAACACAGGGUUUUUCAUUGCACCAGUGAGAGGAGCCUACCACUUCGAGUUCUACAUAGGUGCACAAGGACAUAAUUCACAUCCUUCAGCUGCUUGGUUGGUCAAGAAUGGAGAACAUAUUUUUAUUGCAUAUGAACAUCAAAGUAACCUACAUGGUAGUUCUGCCAAUGGUGCCACACUGCUUCUAGAGGUUGGAGAUGUUGUGUUUUUGCGUCUGAGGCAAAACUCAAGGAUAUAUGACAGUGAAAAUCACUACAGCACCUUCAGUGGUCAUCUGCUUUUCACCAUGUGAGAAAGAAACAGUCUUUUUUCUUCACACACUGCAGCAGUGUACCAGUCUUUGUUGAUAGAAGCUGUUUAAUGAGAA